Messenger RNA from Toxorhynchites rutilus septentrionalis, 4472 nucleotides. RefSeq names its product WD repeat-containing protein 19 (gene Oseg6). The coding region runs from base 249 to 4340 and encodes 1363 amino acids. Gene Ontology annotation, molecular function: protein binding. Gene Ontology annotation, cellular component: intraciliary transport particle A; cilium. Gene Ontology annotation, biological process: intraciliary retrograde transport; cilium assembly. The transcript has 11 exons. The record is from RefSeq and is a predicted model, not a curated record. Lineage: Eukaryota; Metazoa; Arthropoda; Insecta; Diptera; Culicidae.
GUUUGUUUACGUUUAAUGUGUUAUGGUUUGUAUCUGUUUUUCUUUGUUAUUUUUAGUUCUAAGGAGCAACACAAGUGCAUAGUAAUUUAUCGCUUCCAUGGCAACCUGUCGCCAACGAAAGCGGUAAACAGAAAAAUUUUCAUUUCCCGUAGUGCGAAAGGGUUCAAUAAGUUCUUCAAAUUGUCGGAAUGGCACUUUUGUAGGUGCUAAAAAGGGUUUCGGGCAAAUCAUUUUACCAGCGAAGAGCAAUGAGUGGCGAUAAGGUUCUCUAUCGAAAUGAGGAACCUCAUGGCCAGGGGGAUAUCUACUUCUUAUGGCAGACUGGAGGCUCAGCACAGCUUAUGGCCACUACUGGGAGUGACGGGACGGUGGCCAUUUUCAAUAGGCAAGGACUAUUGAUGGAACGGAUUGUGCUACAAGGACUAUGUGGCGGUUUCGCUUGGGACAAGGAUGGUGAUGUGUUGGCAAUAAUCAUGCAAAGUUCACCUCAGCUGAUCCUGUGGGAUUCAAACUCACAGAAGAGACAAAUCGUAGACAUUGGUGUGCGUGAUCCUCCGAGCUGUAUCGUAUGGUCCAAGCGAGGCCUACUCCUGGCGAUAGCCACCUCGAGGGGUAACUUGUCGAUCUACAACCAUGCGACAACGAAACGGGUACCGAUAUUGGGGAAGCACACGAAAAGAAUCACUUGUGGUGCCUGGUCUAGGGAAAAUAUUCUUGCGCUUGGCAGCGAGGACAAGUUUCUAUCGUUGAGCAACGAGGAGGGCGACACGCUGCGAUCGGUUCAACUGCGGGAUAGCCCCAGUGACAUGCAUUUCGCAGAGAUGAAGACCGAUGAGCGAGUCCCUGGCGAGAAUACGAUAAGCAUGAUUCUUGGCAAACGGACACUGUUUCUGUACCAUCUUCCGGAGCCGGACUCACCGACGGAAUUGGGCUUUCAGCAGCGUUAUGGGUCUUUGGUGCAGCACAAGUGGUUCGGAGAUGGAUACGUUUUGCUUGGGUUCAGCUUAGGGUAUGUCGUUGCGAUCUCUACCCACCCAAGAGAGGUUGGCCAGGAGAUGUGGCAGGUUAAAAAUCAUAGGGACUCACUGAACAGUAUCGCUGUUUGCAAAGAGCUAGAACUCGUGGCUUCCUGUGGGGACAACAAUGUCAAAAUUCACUCAAUGUCUAAUCUACAAGAAACGGUGAAGAUUCUGACGCUACACGAUCAAUCCGCCGUGAAGAACGUGCAGUGGAGUUCGGAUGGGCAGUUGUUGGGUGUAACAACUCCACAGGGCGCGAUGUGUGUAUUUGUCACAAAACUCCAUUCCUUAUAUGCAAUAUCCCCACCCCGGAUUGCGCUACUCACAAGUUUGGCGGAAGUGGCAAUCCAUCAUUACGUACCCGAUAAAGAGAGGUCGAGCCCGAUGACGAUUGCCCUCGAAAUAGAGCCAUCAUUUCUUGCGGUAGGGCCGUUCCACUUGGCAUGCGGAAUGAACAACCACGUUUGGUUCUAUGACCUCGGUCGGGCACUAAACGAUAGUCCAAUGUUAUUGGGUGAUCGUGAGUACAUGUCGGAAAUCAAAGAAGUUGCCCUGAGUACCGAAUAUUGUGCGGUUCUUUGUGGUGGCGAGAUUAUGCUGCAUCCGAUUGAAUCCACGAGUGAAGCAACUAUGAACCGGGAACCAAAGAUUUUUCCAGACGAAAUCCGCGGUGUGGCUGAGUCAAUUGUCACGUGUUUAGUACUUACCAAUGAUUUUUUGUGUUUCGCUACAGAUCUCGGUAAUAUAAUCCAUUUUUCGUUGGAACGAUGGGCUACCGUGAUCCAGUAUCGACAUCAAAUGGGUAUAAAAGCGAUAUACACUGACUUGGAUGGAACGCGGCUUGUAUUCAUCGAUGAUCAUAGUUGUGGAUAUGUGUACAUUUCUGCCACAGAGGAAGCAGUUCGCAUCCCAGAAUUUCCCAAGCACACGAUUGGCGUGUUGUGGGAUUAUUCAAAUCCUACUGUGUUUAUUGCCUUUGAUCGAAGUUCAUGUGUGACGUACGCUUUUGUGCGUGCAUCAGUCCAAGGAAGAAAGGUUGAUAAGGUUGGGUUGACUAGUUUGAUCAGUGACCAGAUUCCGCUUAUGCUUCACGACGGGGAAUUGUGUUUGCAUGGUAGUGGAGGGAAAUUGACCACCAUUGUUUUGAAUACACAUGCAAAUAAACCCGGGCGAAACGCCAAGGAACAGCUGCAAACGGCAGUUAGAAUGCGCAAAUACAAUGAAGCCUGGGAGCUGUGUAAUCAGAUCAAUGACAUGGAUGAAUGGAAGCGAGUUGGGCAGUCCGCUGUAGCGGAUCUCAAUAUAACGUUUGCUAUAAAGAUUUUCCGUUACAUUGGGGACGUGGCGAUGGUUUACGCACUGGAGGAUAUAGUACAAAUAGAGGAUCUCAAUACGCUAGCCGGAUUUUGUGCAUUAUUGCUCAACCAAAUUGACGAGGCGAAAACGCUGUUUGCGAAAAGUGGAAACCCUUUAGAAGCUCUCGAUUUGUGUCGGGAUUUGCUGCAGUGGGAACAGGCAAUGGCUUUGGCGGGAUCGUUAGCGCCGUCGCAGAUGCCAUUCUUGGCCCGAGAAUAUGCACAGCAGUUGGAAUUUACGGGCAACUACGCGGAGGCUCUGAUGAAUUAUGAGCGUGGUCUCAAAGGAGAAGCGGUUCCGGCGACAGCAAACGGUUUCAUCGAACAGAACGUGUUGAAUCAACAUGUCGCACUUUGUAAGGCAGGUAUAGCUCGAACAAGCGUUAAAUGUGGUGACUAUCGGAGGGGUAUACAGCUUGCCUUGGAAUUGGACGACAAACAGCUGUUCAAUGAUUGUGGCGAGUCGCUCAUGGUAAAUGGAAACCUCAACGAGGCGGCAAUACUGCUGGAGAAAGGAGAAAAUUGGGACAAAUGCUGUGAGUUGUACAUUCAACUCAAACAGUGGAAAAAAGUUAAUCACAUUCUGCCGAAUGUGACCAGUCUAAAAUUGCAUGCAGCAUACGCUAAAGCAAAGGAAUUGGAAGGACAGUAUGCGGAUGCCAUCAACAGUUACCACCUAGCAGGUGAUUUGGAUAGUGUCGUGAGGAUAUAUUUGGAGUAUCUUUCGGAUCCACACAGCGCUUCAGAAAUCCUGCUAGAUACGAGAUCUGUGGAGGGAUCGAAGAUGUUAUCAAAAUAUUUCGAACAGCACGGGGACUAUGAAUCGGCGAUUCAGUUCCUUGUGCUGUGCGGUUCGAUUAACGAUGCCUUUUCAAUCGCACAAAAACACAACCAAAUGCGUUUCUACGGCGAUGUGUUGGAACAUAGCUCCACAGCAAAACCAAGCGAUUAUCUGAUCGUUGCGACGCAUUUCGAAAACGAAAAAUACACUCUCUUGGCUGGGAAAUAUUACUUUUUAGGAAAAGAGUAUUCGAGAGCAUUGAAGCACCUUCUGAAAGCUUCAACAUUCAGCAACGAAGAAAACACAGCGCUUUCCCUGGCAAUUGAUUGUGUUGCUUCGGCUAAUGAUGAGAAACUGUCCCAUCAACUUAUCGAUUAUUUGCUCGGAGAAACGGACGGUGUUCCAAAAGAUCCAAAGCUUCUAUUCCGUUUGUAUAUGGCUAAGCGGCAGUUUAAGGAGGCGGCAAAGGCAGCAAUGAUUAUCGCUAACCAGGAACAAAUUUCUGGCAAUUAUCGAAGCGCACACGACUUGCUGUUUUCAAUGUAUCAAGAGCUCAAACGAAACAACUUAACCAUCGCGUCUGAUAUGAAGGCUUCCUUAGCCCUACUGCAUCGAUACACGCUGGUGAGGGUUCACGUGAAGCGUGCGAACCAUCUUUUGGCCGCAAAACUUCUUCUGGAAGUGGCCAAAAAUAUAUCCCAAUUCCCUUCACAUGUCGUACCCAUUCUCACGUCCACCGUCAUUGAGUGCCACCGCACCGGUUUGCGGAAAUCGGCCUUUGAAUACGCUGUGAUGCUGAUGCGGUCCGAAUUUCGCAAUCAAAUAGAUGCAAAGUAUGCAAAGAAGAUCGAGUCGAUCGUACGCAAAGCGCCUCGUGGUCAGCUGGAGAAUGAAGAGGCGUAUGACGUUAGUCUCUGUCCUGUGUGUGAUGCAAGCUUACCGAAUAUGGACUUCAUAUGUGGUCAGUGCAAGACAACGCUGCCUAUUUGUAUCGCUACGGGUCAGCACGUCGUCAAGGAGGGUAUGGUAGCUUGCCCGGAAUGCGAAUUUCCAGCUUUGAAGAUGGAAUUUUUGAAGAUAUUGGAAACUACUGAAAAUCAGUGCACAAUGUGUGGAGAAGAAAUCGAUGCUACUCGUCUGGUAGACAUAGACGAUAUACAAACGUACACUGGUACUGGCACUUGAUCUCAUGCGAUCCAACAGAAUAUAGAUUCUAUUGGCAUUCCUUAAACGUACCUUAAAAUCACUCGAAGUGCUUUAACGUGAGUAUCCGGUGUAUUUUCUCUCGUGAAUUAUUAAGAAUGUGUUUAAAAAUAG